Fulvia fulva is the source of this 801-nucleotide messenger RNA. RefSeq lists its product as uncharacterized. The transcript has a single exon. The record is from RefSeq and is a predicted model, not a curated record. NCBI's taxonomy places the organism in Eukaryota, Fungi, Ascomycota, Dothideomycetes, Mycosphaerellales, Mycosphaerellaceae. Bases 1 to 801 code for a protein of 266 amino acids.
AUGACAAGACCGCCAGUAACGCUUCAAGACGCUGACCGCAUUCUGGAAAAGACCGUCUCCUUCCCAACCCAGGGAGCAGUCUUCGAACGCCUCGAACCAAUCACAGACUUCCGCAAAGACGACGAUGAAGCACGAAUAGUAUAUCUAUGUCGAAAAGUGCAGCAGGAAGGGCUCGAGCCAGUGGAGAGUGGGCUUUUUAUAUUGAAGUGCAAAGUGCAGUGCGCUCAGUCCAUACCAUCUCCACCAUUGUCAUGUCUUCUGACCAUCCAUCCCAGAGCACCCUCCCAACUAGCAGGCGGCCUAACAACCCCGAUCGCCGGCCCAAGCAAAUACACAGUCUCAGAAAUCGAAGCUCUCCGCCUCUUCGCAGACAAACAAGCCCCUUCAGUCCCCCACCUAAUUGCAUGGAAAACAGCAGUCCAGGGCAGCGAUGGUCUGAUGCCGGAUGGCUACAUUGCCUACACGGUAAUGACACUCCUCUCUGGGAAUCACCUCAUGGAUCUCAAGUUCUGGAGUAUGGACGAUGCCGAGAAAGAAGAGAUUCGGACCGCGUUUCCAGUAGUGCUGAAAAGUGUCUGGCAAUUAGGGAUCGAUCCGUAUGAUUGUGCGUUGCGAAAUGUUAUGUGGGAUCAGAAGAGGAGAGUGUUGAGUCUUGUGGACUUUGAGCACUGGAGACCGAACGAGAAGGAUCCGGUGAAUAUGACUGAGCGCGAGGAACUGAUCAAAUGGGGCUUACAGCAUUCGCCACCGCAUGCAUUCCAUUGGCAGGCAUUCUUUGCAGCGGAGACACAAUUGCAUUGA